CCUUGACAACCUAGACUUGUUGUUAUAUUUAUUCAGACUUCAUUUUUCCCAAAAACUCAAAGCAACAAUAAGUUUCUGCUCUAUUUUCCACCAAAACCCGAAAAAUUCGCCCAAAAUUCUUUAUUAUUUCCUUCGGAUAACCAAAGAAAAGCCGCCAAAAUGCCGCCAAAGCCAAAAAAGGAGAAGAAGGAUCCUAACAAGAUCACCCAGGUGGACAGAACGUUCUACGAGCUGACCAUCACGGAUCUCAACCAGAAACUGGCCCGCCUGCGCUCCCACAUGACCACCGUGGAUGAGUCCAACAUUGCCAUAAAUGAGAAGCUGAAAGAAAUGGAGGCCGAUGGCGUGGACGUGGCCGCCCACUUAGAGCGCACCUUGGCGGAGCGGAACAACACGAUAACCGAACUGGAGGAGCGCUUGGUGGAGAUCACCAAGGUGCGGGACGAGGAGAACAAGAUGGCCCAGGAUAAGAUCGGAGAUCUGGAGGCCAAGUACAAGGCCAUGCACGACCAGCUGACUUCCGAGAUCAAGCUGCUCAACGGCAAGCUAAACUCCCUGGACGAGUUCCGCAUCCAGCGGGACGUCCUGCUGGCUAAGUUCGACGACCAAGAGGCGGAUCUCAAGGAGCGAGAGAAGGACCACAAGGAGGCUCUCUACAACAUGGAGCAGCGGGCGGUGGUUGAGAAGGAUGCCCUCAAGAAGGAGGUGGAGCAGAAGCUGCUCCAAGUCUCCGAGGACUUCACACGCUCAAGCGAGAUCCGGAAUGCUGGCUACACGCGUCGCCUGAUUCGCGAGAACAUCGCACUGCAGAAGGAGAUCGAUCUGCUGGUGAUGUCCCAAAUCAAGCUCCAGCAGGCCUACACCAACCAGAAGGCCAAGCACAAGGAGAUGGAAGAGCAGUACAGCGCUCUGGACCAGAUUAAGAACGAGCUGGUCCGCAACUCGGUCAACAAGAUCAAGAUCAUCGAGGGCCUGACCCACAACUACGAGAAACUCAAGGCCAAGUACGUGGAGGGUCUGCGCUACCGGAAGGCCUACGAGGCGAAUAUCCAGGCGGAGAAGUGCGAGAAUGUGAAGCAGAAGGACGCGUUCGCCAAGCUCCGGACUCUGGCCAAGCGCAUGGAAAUCUUGGAGCUGGAGAACCAUAACCUGGGCGUUGUCCAUGCGCAGCACGAGAUCGAGAUCACGCGGCUGCGUGGGGUCAUCCAGGAGAUCAAGUGCACGGUGCGCGACGCCAUUGUGGCGGAGCAGGCGGCCAAAACCUUCCCCGAGCGUUUGGAGGAGGCCAAUGUCGAUGAGCGCCAAGUGAUUAAAGAGGUCCGCGAGGAGGCCGUAGCCGUCUGCAAGCUGAAGCGCAGCGAUCUUCUCUCCCAGCUGAUGAACAUAGUGAGCUCCCAUUCGGAGAAGCUGCCCAUGACACCGUCAGUUGCCUCUAUUGGCAGUGCUACCUCCUCGUUGUAUGCACCCGGCAAGAUGGGCUUUAUGCCCAAAAAGCAGCGCGAGACACCGUACGCCGCCUUUAAGAGCGAAGUCAUUGACCAGGAGCCGGAUCGCAGCAUUCCCGAGCAUCUGCAGAGGCAGCGGGCGCAGGAUCGGGACAGCUCGCUGCUACGUGGCGAAGGAAAUACCAUCAUUGACGUGGAGUUCGGUACCACGCUAUAUGUCUCCUCGUCCCGCGAGGAUGAUAUCAUUGAGCAGGAGGAGGAGCCACUCGAGGAGCCGGAGGGCUCAAGCAGCACCGUGUCCGUAAAGAAACCCAGCAGCGAAGCCAGCGCUCCCGCGCCUGCCACUGCUCCUUUGGCCGCCUCUGCCUCUGUCCCUGAUGUCGCGACGCCGCCUAGUGGCAGUGGCACCAUAGACACCCUAACCAGAACUUCCAAAUUGGUGCCCCCGGGAGGCGAGGAUGGCGAGGAAGAAGGAGAGGAGGAGGACUUCGACGUCCAGUUCAUCUACUAGGACCUCGUUUCCUUAGUUUCCCUUUCGUUAUUAUGUAUUAAAUCGUGAAAUAAAUAAAUACAAUUGACCAU
Messenger RNA from Drosophila kikkawai, 2027 nucleotides. RefSeq names its product cilia- and flagella-associated protein 157. Gene Ontology annotation, molecular function: microtubule binding. The record is from RefSeq and is a predicted model, not a curated record. NCBI's taxonomy places the organism in Eukaryota, Metazoa, Arthropoda, Insecta, Diptera, Drosophilidae. Gene Ontology annotation, cellular component: ciliary basal body; cilium.